AAUUUUCACUAGCAUAGAUGCCUCAUGAAUUCAUGCAAAGUUAAAAGAAAGGUAACCGGAAGCACCAGCUAUGUAUCCAAUGGAUAAAAGAUCCUGGAAAUGUCUGGAACCAGAAGCAUCAGGCACAUUAUAAAUACACCAACCAACUCUUGUAGUUAGCAAGAACUACCAUAGUCAAGAUUGAGUUUGUUUCCAAUCCUCUGAUCUUCCUUUUUUUUUCUAAAAAUGUCAAUCAUUCCCAGCUUCCUUGGCCGCAAGGCUAACAAGAUAAAUGACCUUGAGCCUGUCUCUCUUGAAAUUUUGGAUCCCUUUGAAGGCUUCUCCUUUGCCAUUGGAGCUCCUGUUGUGAGUUUCGCUACCACCCGAAUGGAUUGGAAAGAGACCCCAGAUGCGCAUGUGUUCAUUGCAGAGGUUCCAGGAUUGAGGAAGGAGGAGGUGAAAAUAGAGGUGGAAGAGGGGAAGGUUCUAAAGAUAAGUGGGCAAAGGACAAAAGAAUUUGAGGAUAAGAAUGAAAAGUGGCACCGGGUUGAGAGGAUCUCUGAUAAGUUUGUUCGGAGUGUGAGAUUGCCUCCUAAUGCCAAUACUGAUAAGGUGAGAGCAAACCUUGAGAAUGGAGUGCUUACUGUGACUGUGCCUAAGGGAUUUGAGAAGGUGCAGGGUGGAAGAUUUAUUCAGAUAUCAGGUUGAUGAGUUCAGUUCUGCUCAAUAAGUAUAAAGCUUAAUUAAGGGGGUCUUCGUAUCAAAAUAGUAUCUGAUGGAAGUAUUUUAUGUAAGAGAUCUUAUAUAUGGUCUUUUAUCAUAUCUGCUUGUAUCCUGUACUCUUCAAUAAGAAGAUAUAUGUAGUGGGUGGGAGUGGAUUAUGGUAUUUGGAGACUAAUUUCCUGCAUUCGGCCUUUCUUUUCUUUUUUUCCCCUUUUACUCCAGAACAGGUUGCUAUCCCCCACAGCUAUUGUUUUAUUUUCUUUUACGGACCUUUAAAGAGCUCUUUCCAUUUUCUUUGAGCUUGUUACCUUUUAGGAGUAUUAUGCUCUGUUUUGUUCUCUCUAUUGUAGUAAGUAAACUUCGUUAUUCUAUGGUG
Asparagus officinalis (garden asparagus) is the source of this 1078-nucleotide messenger RNA. RefSeq names its product 18.0 kDa class I heat shock protein-like. The transcript has a single exon. The coding region runs from base 226 to 687 and encodes 153 amino acids. NCBI's taxonomy places the organism in Eukaryota, Viridiplantae, Streptophyta, Magnoliopsida, Asparagales, Asparagaceae. The record is from RefSeq and is a predicted model, not a curated record. Gene Ontology annotation, biological process: response to heat; response to salt stress; response to hydrogen peroxide.